This is a messenger RNA of Rhododendron vialii, 1332 nucleotides long. RefSeq lists its product as uncharacterized. Bases 1 to 444 code for a protein of 147 amino acids. The record is from RefSeq and is a predicted model, not a curated record. Lineage: Eukaryota; Viridiplantae; Streptophyta; Magnoliopsida; Ericales; Ericaceae. The transcript has 2 exons.
AUGUUGUUCUGGUUUCAUGACCGCUACCUUUAUGCACAUGACUUUAUGGAUAAAUGGUCCUACUUAGGGUGUAUAAAGGACCUGGAAAAGGUUGUGCCCCUCGGGUCCCUGAUGCCACCCAAUGUUGGAUUAUUUUAUCCAACAUUGCAUCAUGUUGCUGACAACGUGUUCUCUUUGCUCUGCCUUGAGUAUUUUUCCGGUACACACCAAGCUACCCUGCUGCAUUGCGUCAAGUUUAGUAUCUCUGGCCAAGGAGGUGAAGAUGUAGACUUGAAUCCCACUGUUAUGUCUGCCAAGGCUUAUGCUAUUCAGACGCCAAUGAAUAUCCUCGAUGCAGUGGUAAUAUGCAUGGUGACAACUGUGACUAGACAAGUCGAUGACAUUUGGUAUACAGAGAAGAAAAUUAUGUUUCUGGGGCUAAACAGGACAUUCUGUUGCCAUUAGGGUAGUUUAUGUGGUUACAGUUUACAAAUUAACGUAUGGGGAUUGCAUUAGUGUGGUUGGCAGCUACAUGUCCUAGUUCAUGGUGGUUGAUAACUUAAUCUACAUAAACACAACACAAAGGUUGGUGCACUGAGAGCCCUGAGUGGGUGAUCAACGAAACGACUCGCAGCAUUCUUCUUUGCGAAUCGAUCAUGUUUCCGGCAUCUUCUUCGCCGUUGUCGUCCCGACUGCAUCAGAAAACUGUGUACGUUUGAGCUCUCUCUCGAAAAGGACCAGGCAACUACCAAAUGGAAUCCUAUUCUGUGGCCAUAAAUCACGAUGUUCCGGAGGAGAAGAUGGCUCUGUAAGGGUUCUCACUCCGAUAAAGGCGGCAAACGUCCCUUUGCACGGCGGCUUUGCUGCGGUGGACAACAAGCUGUAUUGUUUUGGGGGUGAUCCCCCCCAGCAAGUAUGCAUACAAACCCGGGAGUAUUUAUCGACUGGUGCGUUCGCUCUAUACUUUUUAUACUAGCUGCUGUUUUUCCACGAAAUCCUCCCGGAAGAAACACGCUUCCAUGCGCAUUGCUAGGGUCUUCCCUCAUAUAGUGGUGGUCGACGGUAAAGUCUUUUGUGUUCGAGGGGGUUGAUGGUCCUGAUCUUGAUCCGAGACUGUGGGCUGAAGUAUUCGACACUAAAUCGGGUAGGUAGUCUUCUCUCUCUCAACCUUCACAAUUGUGUACACGGUAUGGUUUUUUUGGUGUUGCUUUAUGGCGACAUUAAGACGGCCGUGAGAUUAAGUCCGCAAAAUAAGGUGUUCAUAGCAACAUCGGCUUAUUGUGAGCACAUUAAUCUAUUAAUUGGGAAUUUAACCAUUAUAAUCUUUGCAAUUUCAGUUUUGGCAUUUUCUUA